Gavia stellata (red-throated loon) is the source of this 1568-nucleotide messenger RNA. RefSeq names its product phospholipid transfer protein (gene PLTP). Gene Ontology annotation, molecular function: phosphatidylcholine binding; phosphatidic acid transfer activity; diacylglycerol binding. Gene Ontology annotation, biological process: ceramide transport; high-density lipoprotein particle remodeling; phospholipid transport. The record is from RefSeq and is a predicted model, not a curated record. NCBI's taxonomy places the organism in Eukaryota, Metazoa, Chordata, Aves, Gaviiformes, Gaviidae. Bases 1 to 1506 code for a protein of 501 amino acids. The transcript has 15 exons.
AUGGCUGCCGGCAGCUGCCGCCUCCUCCUCCUCCUGCCCUGGCUGGUCACGAGCUCACACAGCCCACCCGGCUGCAAGAUCCGGAUUACCUCCAAGGGGCUGGAUCUGGUGGAGCAGGAGGGGCUGCGCUUUGUGGAGCAGGAGCUGCAGAACAUCACGGUGUCGGACCUGCACGGGAAGGAGGGGCAGUUCCACUACAACAUCAGCCAGGUCAAGGUGAUGGACCUGCAGCUGGCAUUUUCCGACCUGCACUUCCAGCCUCAGCAGCACCUCGUCUUCAACAUCAACAAUGCCUCCAUCAGCCUGCGCUUCCGGAGGCAGCUGCUCUACUGGUUCUUCUACGACAUUGGGUCCGUCAAUGCCUCUGCGGAUGGCGUCCACAUCCACACAGUGCUGCGGCUGGCCAAGGAUGAGGCUGGGCGCCUGAAGAUCUCUAACAUCACCUGCAAUGCCUCCAUUGCCAGAAUGCAUGCAGGCUUCUCUGGCACACUCAGGAAGGUCUACGAGUUCCUGAGCACCUUCAUAAUCACAGGGAUGCGCUUCCUCCUCAGUCAGCAGAUCUGCCCAUCCCUGGAGCACGCCAGCCUGGUGCUGCUGAACUCCGUGCUGGACACUGUGCCAGUGAGGAACUAUGUGGAUGAGCACAUCGGGAUCGACUACUCCCUCCUGCGGGAUCCGGCUGUCUCCACGGACACCCUCGACCUAGACUUCAAGGGCAUGUUCUUCCCCCGUGCAAGAGAGAACCAGGAACUGGAGAACCGUGCAGUGGAGCCGGUGAUCAAGGAGACUGAGCGCAUGGUCUACGUCGCCUUCUCCGAGUACUUCUUUGACUCGGCCAUGCACGCAUACUUCCAGGCAGGGGUGCUGGCCAUAGAGCUCCAGGGAGAGAAGGUGCCCAAGGACCUGGAGGUUUUGCUGAGAGCCACCUUCUUCGGGACCAUCUUCAUGCUGAGCCCCACGGUGGACGCUCCCCUGCGGCUGGUGCUGCAGGUGUCAGCUCCCCCCCGCUGCAUCAUCAAACCCUCGGGCACCUCUGUCUCCGUCUCCGCCUUCCUCAACAUCUCGCUGGUGCUCCCAGGCCGCCCUGCCGUCCAGCUCUCCAGCAUGGCCAUGGAAACAAAGCUGAGUGCCAAGGUGUUUCUGCAAGGGAAGGCACUGCGCAUGCAGCUGGACCUGCGACGGUUUCGCAUCUACUCCAAGCAGUCCGCGCUGGAGUCACUAGCGCUGUUCUCACUGCAGGCCCCACUGAAGACCUUGCUGCAGCUGACGAUCAUGCCCAUCAUUAACGAGAGGACUAAAAAGGGGGUGCAGAUCCCACUGCCGGAAGGCAUGGACUUUACCAAGGAGGUGGUCACCAACCAUGCGGGAUUCCUCACCGUGGGAGCUGAUCUCCACUUCUCCAAGGGGCUGCGGGAAGUGAUUGAGAAAUACCGCCCAGCCCCUACCGUCCCCACCUACCCCAGCUCAAGGCCUGCAGAGCCCAGCGUGGACCCCCGCCAGCUCUAGCUCUUCUCCCCGCUCACUCCUUCACCCUGGACUGAGGGCAGAUCCCGGGCUGGACCCGUAGA